AUGGCUAAAAGAUUCGAGCAACACCAAAUCGAGGCUCUGCAGUCCGCUUUCGAAGAAUCGGAGCACUUAACCAAGGAAAAGAAGAUGGAGCUGGUGGCUGCUACAGGACUGGAUGUGGAGCAGAUAGCCAGCUGGUUCAGCCGCAAAAGAGCACGGAAACGAGCCAAAGAAGUCGAAACCGAGCUGCAGCUAACCCACUCCAGGCUCCAGCAAGAGCUCAGGGUUUGCCGAUGGACCGAAGCCGAUCUGCACAAGGAGCUAUUAGAGAGCAAGAAGAGAGAAGCCAAUCUCAAUGAUGAAAACCGGCGGCUGAAGGAGCGCCUCGCGAUCGCUGAGGGUGAUAAGCAGUUUGGAUCGUUGAUUAGGUUUUUCGAAGAUGAAAACCGUCGGUUCGAAGAGCGGAUCGCUGUUGCUGAGACUGAUGAUCAUAAGCAGUUCGGGCCGUCGAUGAGGUUUGUCGCGGACGACUAUCCGGAUUGGUAA
Messenger RNA from Sesamum indicum (sesame), 483 nucleotides. The record is from RefSeq and is a predicted model, not a curated record. NCBI's taxonomy places the organism in Eukaryota, Viridiplantae, Streptophyta, Magnoliopsida, Lamiales, Pedaliaceae.